AAGCAUUUCUGUUAGAGAGUACAACAGAAAUCCUAAUCAGCAAUUGGUAUUAAUUACGCAUUUCUCGAAAUUACGCGAAAUACGCUCUAUGUGAAAGAAGACUUUCAGAAUGGUGUAACGUGUUUAGUAAAUUAUUAGAAUACGCAGAUUACACUUACACAAGUUAUGCCGCAUGUGACGGCACCCUAAGGCUGCGUUCCGAUAUUCACUGCCAGUACUGAAAAUAUAUAAUUCAGGUCACGUAUAUUAUAGAUUUUCAGUACUAACAGCGAGGGUACUAAAACUGAAGCCUCAGUUUUCAGUCUCAGCUUGUGCCCUGCUUCAAAUGUAUGUGCGCACGUGUUCUUGGCUUAGUGAAUCUUUACUCCUUCUGUUGGUUUCCUCGGAGUCGACGUUGAAAAAUAACGUUGAAAAGUAACGUUGAAACAAUUGAUAUCAAACACGGGAUUUUGGACUGAAAGCGUGACAGAAAAUUAUGGCAGAUUAUGUAUUGGGCGAUGUAAAGCCAACAGACGUACCGCUGCCGAACGAUGGGUUAUCAGCUGCUCAGCUAUUUGCCGCGGGUGACGGCCUUACUUACAAUGACUUUAUCAUAUUGCCGGGUUACAUCGAUUUUACUGCAGAUGAAGUCGAUUUAUUGUCACCGCUAACCAGAAAAUUGCUAAAGGCACCUCUUGUAUCCUCGCCCAUGGACACCGUCACUGAAUCUGAUAUGGCUAUCGCUAUGGCUCUAUCUGGCGGAAUCGGUAUUAUACAUCACAAUUGUACUCCCGAAUAUCAAGCCAACGAAGUGCACAAGGUGAAAAAAUAUAAACAUGGUUUUAUUAGGGAUCCAGUUGUAUUGGCGCCACAUCAUACAGUCAAUGAUGUUUUGAAUGUCAAGGCUGAACAUGGUUUUAGUGGAGUACCCAUUACCGACACGGGUAAAGUUGGUGGUAAAUUGCUAGGCAUUGUCACCUCUAGAGAUAUCGAUUUCCUCGAAUGUUUGCCUACUUGUAAUUCUCUUAGCUCCAUAAUGACAACCUCUGAAAAUUUAAUCACCGCACCAGCUGGUGUAACAUUGCAAGAGGCAAAUGUCAUUUUGGAAAAGUCAAAAAAAGGAAAGCUUCCCAUCAUCAAUGAACGAGGAGAACUCGUAUCCCUGAUGGCGAGGACUGAUCUCAAGAAGAAUCGUAGUUAUCCAAAUGCUAGCAAGGAUGAGAACAAACAGUUGUUAGUAGGAGCUGCAAUAGGAACGCGAGAGACGGACAAGCACCGACUGGAAUUGCUUGUAGCUGCUGGCGUGGACGUAGUGGUAUUGGAUUCAUCGCAGGGCAAUUCCACAUAUCAAAUCGAUAUGAUCAAAUAUAUUAAGUUACAAUAUUCAAAUUUACAAGUAAUCGCUGGUAAUAUCGUGACUGCAAUGCAAGCUAAGAAUCUUAUAGAGGCGGGAGCUGAUGCGUUACGCGUUGGAAUGGGUUCUGGCUCCAUCUGCAUAACACAGGAGGUAAUGGCUGUAGGACGGCCACAAGCGACAGCCGUCUAUAAAGUUUCCGAAUAUGCCAGAAAAUUUGGAAUACCCGUCAUAGCGGACGGUGGUAUCCAGUCCAUUGGCCAUAUCAUCAAAGGUCUCAGUUUAGGCGCUAGUACAGUUAUGAUGGGUUCUCUGUUAGCUGGAACGUCCGAGGCUCCGGGCGAGUAUUUUUUUAGCGAUGGAGUUCGUCUGAAAAAAUACAGAGGGAUGGGUUCAUUGGAAGCCAUGGAUAGGAAGGACGCCAAGGGUUCAGCGAUGGACAGAUAUUUUCAUAACGAAAUGGACAAACUAAAAGUAGCUCAAGGUGUCAGUGGCUCCAUAGUGGAUAAGGGUUCGGUGCUGAAAUUUUUACCUUAUUUAACUUGUGGCAUCAAACAUGGUUGUCAAGAUAUUGGGGCCAAGUCGCUUACCGUCUUGCGAUCCAUGAUGUAUAAUGGAGAAUUGAAAUUUGAAAGAAGAACACAUUCGGCUCAACAAGAGGGCAACGUACAUAGCCUAUUUUCUUACGAAAAGAGGCUCUAUUAAUUAUAUAGAAAAUAAAACAAUUCGUAAACUACACGUCACGCGUCAAGGUACCUGCAUUUAAUCGAGUAGCAGUUAUUUUACAAGACUAUAGACCUGUGAGAAAACGCAUACAUCUCUUUUACCUGAAUAAACGAAUGUGCCAGGUAAUAUCGAUGACCCGUUUACCUCAGAACUGCUGUUAAGCAGGAACAUGAUAUCGAGUCAUUUAUUAUUCGUCAGUUUCAUAUAUUCGUAUUUAUUAAUGAACGUAUCGACUUUAUAUGGCAUAUAUUUUAAAUUACAUAUAUAUUUUAUAUUCAAUGAUCGAUAUCGAAAUCGAGUAGAUUGAGAUGAAUCGUGAUUUUUGUGUUAUAUCCAAUGCAUAUAUGUUAUGUUAAAUGGACUGAUCUAUACAUAAUGUUAGCUAUAUAUAUGUAGCUGAUGAUUUGUGAUUCUAUAAAUUUGAUCUAGUAUUUUUUUCUGGUACGACUUUAAAAAAAUCAGAUGUAUUUGAAAAUGAUAUUAGCAUAAAUAAAUGCGAAAUGGAAUCAUUAUUAUAUGCAUUCUUGUACAUCUUAAUAUUUAAUCAACCAUGCUUUCGUCUGUGCUCACCUUGACUUUUAAUUACAUAAUUUACUAAGCUUCUAUUUUUGGAGAUCUAUGUUUUAAAAUUGUAAUUCUUAUUAAAAUGAAAAUUUAAAGGGACAUUUGACAGCACAAGUGAUCCGAUAAUAUUAAACUCCCAAAAAAUAUGCCAAAAUCUCUUUGGUAAAUUUGUAACCUAUAUAUUUUAUACAGUAUUCUUAUAAUAAAAACUGUAUAUUUCAAAUAAAAAAAAGUCAACUUUUAUGAACAUGAUUAUUCGUAAUAUACGUAAAAUAAUACAUUCAAUUUCCUAGAUUUUCAUCACAACUCGCAUUCCCUCAUAUUUAUCAUGCCAUCGUGUGUAUCACCGUACACGUGGCAUCACUGAUCCAUUGUCGCAUGACGCUGUACGCUGCAUGUUGCACGCUGUACGUUGCUGCUGCAUCAUAAUCGUGCAAGAUUACAGAUGGAUAUACUUUUGUUCUUUUCUGCAUGUCGCAAAUACAUAUAAAAUAGUAGCGAAAGAAUUCCAAUUUGCAUAAUGUACUAACUUUCGGAAUAGAGAUCAGAAAUUUAUAUAAUAAAGGUUAAGUGAAUUGUGUGUUCGCAAAUUGUAUUCUUGCAA
Molecule: messenger RNA, 3227 nt
Organism: Pogonomyrmex barbatus (red harvester ant)
Lineage: Eukaryota; Metazoa; Arthropoda; Insecta; Hymenoptera; Formicidae
Gene: ras
Product: Inosine-5'-monophosphate dehydrogenase ras
Biological process (GO): GTP biosynthetic process
Cellular component (GO): cytoplasm
Molecular function (GO): IMP dehydrogenase activity
Source: RefSeq, a predicted model, not a curated record